This is a messenger RNA of Microdochium trichocladiopsis, 1159 nucleotides long. Its product is annotated as ADP-ribosylation factor 1. The coding region runs from base 386 to 937 and encodes 183 amino acids. The transcript is spliced from 4 exons. NCBI's taxonomy places the organism in Eukaryota, Fungi, Ascomycota, Sordariomycetes, Xylariales, Microdochiaceae. Gene Ontology annotation, molecular function: GTPase activity; GTP binding. Gene Ontology annotation, cellular component: lysosomal membrane. Gene Ontology annotation, biological process: protein transport. The record is from RefSeq and is a predicted model, not a curated record.
UUGCCCUGCUAGGCUGCGUCUCACCACGCUCAUCACGGCGGCAAGUCGCGAUUGUCAACUUCGACGGCCGUUGCAAGGCAAGCACUGCUGCUCCCUGCCCUUGCACCAACUGCCCACGGCGAUCGCCAGUCCCGGUGCCAAGCGGCCUGCUCCUCAUCCACUUGACCUGCGCAGGCGCCAGUGUGGACUGCCAGAACCCGUCUCGUCGAAGGGCCAUUAUAAAAACAUCUGCCUGGCCAGCUCUGCUCUCGCAUCUUGUCAACCUCGCGCCGAUCCCGCAUAAGAUCUUCGCGCAGGACUCUUGCCUGGGAGCCACAUCUGGCAAGGCAGCAAAGCCAUCAGUCUCGCGCAAUCACCAGAGGCACUGGACGGUACCAUAAGCAAAAUGGCAGGCUUGUUUCGCAAGGUUUACGACUGGCUGCUUCGCACCUUUUGGGCGACUGAGAUGGACGUGACCAUGAUCGGCCUGCAAAACGCCGGAAAGACCUCGUUACUGCGCGUGCUCUCGGGCGGAGAGUUCACAAUCGACUCUAUUCCUACCGUUGGUUUCAACAUGAAGCGCGUGCAGCGGGGUCACGUCACUCUGAAAUGCUGGGACCUCGGCGGCCAGCCUCGGUUUCGACCCAUGUGGGAGAGAUAUUGCCGUGGCGUGGAUGCGAUAGUCUUCAUCGUCGACAUUGCCGAUGUCGACCUCCUGCCCACGGCCAAGGACGAGCUGCAUGCGCUGAUGGAGCAGCAGAGCCUCGAGGGGAUCCCGUUGCUCGUGUUGGGCAACAAAUCCGACUUGGCAAAUGGCAUUAGUGUCGACGAGCUCAUCGACACUCUUGACCUGAGAAGUAUAGGACACCGCGAGGUGUCAUGUUAUGGAAUCAGCGCGAAGGAGGAAACAAACCUUGAUGCUGUUCUCCAAUGGUUGAUGAAGUGGGCGAACAGAUGACCGCUACCUGUGUGACCACGGCGGGGGCGGAAUCUCCAUGGUCCUUCGCGCAAAACUCGCCAGUUGCAGUUCAGCAUGCCAUACCACCCGUGCGGGCCGUUCAUGGGCUGCGAUGUUGGGACCACGGAGCUGGCAGCGGGUUGGGAUAUACAAGCCGGUCGGCAACGACUUGUAGUGGAUGUUUUUUUUCCGGCGGUCAGAAUGCGCACUGUUGGCAGCCCU